Molecule: messenger RNA, 1012 nt
Organism: Papaver somniferum (opium poppy)
Lineage: Eukaryota; Viridiplantae; Streptophyta; Magnoliopsida; Ranunculales; Papaveraceae
Exons: 5
Coding region: 395-880 (161 amino acids)
Source: RefSeq, a predicted model, not a curated record
CCUAUUAUAAGUUCUAGCUGAAGUUUGAAGUACAUGUUAGAUUAUCUCAAACUUUACUCUGAAGGUAUGGCAUAUAAUAGCUGUUUGUACCGGAAAAGACUUAAGUUUAAUCUUGCAAAUCAUGGUGAACUUGAUGCAUGUACACCUGAACCUUCUGGUUACGAAGCUACUAGUGUUUUCAAACCCAAGUUCCCAACCAAGAUUCUCACAAAUGGACAUAGAUCCAUUACACGGGGAAACUAAAAGAUAAAAAUUCCAGUUUAACAUCUUGACUUUCAUCAGUUUAAGAUCCUUGGUAGAUGUUGCUGAUAGUUGAAGAAAGUAUUUGAGAACAUUGCUCAGAAAGUGGAAAAGGGUCAAUAGACAAGUUUGGUUGCAGAUCCAGUGAGGUACUAUGGAUUAUGAUAUGCCUGUAAUGACCAAAAGGGUCAAGUGCUAUCUCUACUCUGUUGGAAUUUGGAGUAACGAAGGGAUGAAAUAUUUAGAACUCAACGAUGGCUCUCAGGAGCAGGAGCAGGAGCAGGAUAAUGUUCCCUUCUUUCGGGUUUAUGCAUCUAAGGGGUCAGAAACAGAAACUACCUUCUUCCUUGAUGGUGUUAUCACAAUAGGAAGAGUACAAAAUGGCUUGAGACUCCUGGAUGGGAAGAACAAGGAGGACAGGUCAAAAGGUUUUUCAAGUUUGGAAAAGAAACGACUUUCAUCAGAUACCGGAGGUGCUAGUGCACCAGAGACAGGAGGUGCUACUACACUGGCAUGUGCUAAGGCACGCACAUGUUGCUACACUAUUACAGUAAGAGAAGGAGAUGCUAAAACAUUUAUAAGACUAAGAGGUGCUACUACACGCUCGAGAGAAGCUGAUCCUACAUUAAUUAUAACUUGAUUACCUAUAACAUGAUAUAUAGUGAAAUCUGGAUCUGUAUAUGUGACAUGGUUGUGGAUGCUUUAGUUUUUUUUGGCUAAAGAGUCAGCAACCUUGUCACCGUCUCUUGAUUUUUAUUUUUUUUCCUACAAG